This is a messenger RNA of Capronia epimyces CBS 606.96, 2046 nucleotides long. RefSeq lists its product as uncharacterized. Gene Ontology annotation, molecular function: oxidoreductase activity, acting on the CH-CH group of donors. The coding region runs from base 1 to 2046 and encodes 681 amino acids. NCBI's taxonomy places the organism in Eukaryota, Fungi, Ascomycota, Eurotiomycetes, Chaetothyriales, Herpotrichiellaceae. The transcript has a single exon. The record is from RefSeq and is a predicted model, not a curated record.
AUGGAACUGCGGAAACCGUCGUCCUCCACCACGGGCUUCUUCCAGGCCCUACCUAUUGUUCCACCACAAUACUCCAGGCCUGCGUCGAAUACAGCCUCAGCCUCUCGCCACGACACCUCGGAUGACACUGUCCUUCCUCGCAUCCUGUCUUUGUAUCUUCCUGAUCCGAUCCCCGCCGAGAUCUCCGAGCCUCUGCAUGACUUCUCGCGCCUGGUCCUCCACCCCUCGACCCUUGAAUACACCGUGGACUGUGACACAGACCAGCCAACCCUCCACCCUUUAACGACCUUUGGCGAAGUGAACAAAAGAGACCCUCUCCGCACCAGUGAGGGAUGGCGAGCCCUCAAGCAGAUCCAGACCCGUGCCGGCGUCGUGGGAUACGGGUAUCCUCAUCUCAACAUCCACCAAAACUUCAAUCGAAGAGUGCACCAAUUCGCAACUCUUCAUCUCUGGUCCGGGACGUGUGCCGUGGCCACAUGUCCCAUGGCCAUGACCGACGGAGCGGCCGUGCUUCUCCGCCGCCACCUCGACGAUCCGGACGCGGACCAGCCAGGCCGGGGAGCAGUGUUCCUCGAGUCCUAUAAACGGCUCGUGUCUCUCGACCCGGCAUACGCAUGGACCAGCGGACAAUGGAUGACCGAGCGGACGGGCGGCAGCGAUGUGCGCGGCACUGAGACCGUUGCCCGUCGAAUGACGGCCCAAGAGAUCCAAAGUGACGUUGCUGACGGUCGGGACCAAGACGCCCAUGGCCUCCCACUCGGACCCUGGCUCAUCGACGGGUUCAAAUGGUUCUCAUCAGCCACCGAUGCCGACAUGGCCGUCCUCCUGGCGCAGACAAGUAAAGGCCUCAGUGCAUUCUAUGCCCCUCUCCGCCGACGGGUAGGCCGCUCUUCACGCACCGCCGGUGCCUCUGCAGCACUUACGACCGAGACUUCAUCGUCAGAGUCGUCUCACCCACAGCCAAGCGAGAUGAACGGGGUGCGGCUGCAACGCUUGAAAUCGAAACUUGGGACCAAAGGCUUGCCCACGGCCGAGCUCGAGUUGAAAGGCAUGCGGGCGUUUCUCAUCGGCAGCGAAGGCCAAGGCGUCAAGGAAAUCAGCGCAGUCCUCAACAUCACGCGGCUGUAUACGGCCAGUGCAGGCGCCGGGUACCUGGCACGCGGGCUGGCCGUGAGCCGCGCAUACACGCAGGUGCGCCGAGUGCGCGGCGGCCAACUGCUCCGUGACAACGCGCAGCAUCUGGCCUGGAUGGCCGGCGAGAGCGUCAAGUACCGCGCCAACACGCACCUGGUGUUCCUUGGCGCCGCAUUGCUCGGGGCCAGCGAGCAGGGCCACGACGCGGCCACGACGGGCACGCGAGCUGCGGCCCUCAUCCCGCGCGACAAAGCCGCCGUCGACACGCUGCUGCGCAUCCUCACCCCCGUCAUGAAGGCCCAGGUGACGCUGAACAGCGUCUCGGGCCUGCGCGCCUGCAUGGAGUCGCUCGGCGGCGUCGGCUACUGCGAGAACAACGACGACGGAGGCGUCCUCAACAUCGCCCGCCUGUUCCGUGACAGCGUGGUCGGCACCAUCUGGGAGGGCACCACCAGCGUCAUGGCCGAGGAUCUCUUGAGGGUCAUCAAGAACCCCAAGACCAAGACCGACGUCCUUGACCGUGUCUUCGGCGCUUGGUCGCGCCACGUCCUCGCCGCCGUCAACCCGUCCUUCGCCAGCGAAACCGACAUUGUGCGCAACCGCUAUCACGCCUUGAGGCAUUUGGUCCGCCGAUUGAGCGCCGACCAGCUGCAGCGGCGGGGCAGGGAGGUCCUCGAGCACAUCGAGGCCAUUGCUUGCGCCUGUCUCCUCAUGUUCGAUGCCUCGGUGGACCAAGAUGCCGUCGCCACCGCCAUAGCCAGGAGGUGGGUUCGCUCCAUCGCCUUGCCGUCGGACAGCGUACAGGAAGACAGCGUGAUAGACCCAGACUGGGCCGGAGAAGUCGAUUUGGAUAGAAGGAUCUACCUGGGCCCAAACGCCGGAGCCUUGGCCUCUGCACAGCCGAAGCUCUGA